Molecule: messenger RNA, 778 nt
Organism: Quercus robur (English oak)
Lineage: Eukaryota; Viridiplantae; Streptophyta; Magnoliopsida; Fagales; Fagaceae
Product: protein yippee-like At5g53940
Exons: 5
Coding region: 152-535 (127 amino acids)
Cellular component (GO): ubiquitin ligase complex
Source: RefSeq, a predicted model, not a curated record
UUACUACGAGCCCGCGAGAGAGAGAGAGAAAUAAUAAGGAAAGGGCACCGGAAAUUGCCGGUUUCGGUAGUAGAAACGUCAACUGCCAAAUCUGUUAUGAUUCGAUUCGUGGUGCAGAGAGAGAGAGCUGACAGCUGAGUUGGAAAAAAAUAUGGGGAGGUUGUUCUUGGUAGACCUUGAAGGCAGGGCUUACCGCUGCAGAUUCUGCGUGAGCGAUCUUGCUCUCGCCGAUGAUGUUCUUUCUCGGUCUUUCAGUUGCAAUCAAGGGAGGGCAUACCUUUUCAGCAAUGUGGUAAAUAUAACUCUUGGACGUCAAGAAGAGAGGAUGAUGCUUUCUGGUAUGCAUACUGUAGAAGAUAUAUUUUGCUGCAGCUGUGGACAAUAUCUUGGUUGGAAAUAUGUAACGGUGCAUGAGAAGAGCCAAAAGUACAAAGAAGGGAAGUUUGUUCUUGAAAGAUGGAGGAUAGUUGACGAGGUCACUGAGGAAUUCAAUUUGGAUACCCGCCCUAGUUCAAGUGACGCAGAAAAUGCUUAGAAAGUUUCUGGGUUUUUUUUCCCCUUAUUAGAACUUCAAUAAUAAUAAUAAUAUAUGGUCUGUUUGGAUACCGCAUAUUUUGUUGAAACUGAAAACUUAUUGUUGAAAGUAUUAUACAUAAAGGUAAAAAUUAAUUGAAAUAGUACGGUGAGGCUCAUAAAUAGUAUCAAAAAGUACAAUGGGGUCUAUGAAUAAUAGCAAAAAUAAGCUGAAUAGUAAAAUAAUUUUAAUUUUUCAUCUCUA